AUGGUAGCAGCUUCGGAUUCCUUCCAUAGUGCAGAUGAUGACGGCUCUCGUCAUCGUUUCGGGGCAAACCCCAAGAACAGAGGGGCCCCCAAGCACCAGAGGGGACCCAAGAACAAAGGGGGGGCCGGAAGGAGAGACGGGGGCCCCUUUCCUUUGAAACUGCGGCAGCGGGAGAAGCAGGAGAUUGCAGAGCUGCACCAGCGAAUCCUGCUUGAGAUGCCACCUCCCGGGGGCAAGUGGCUCCCACCUUCCCUGGCAGCAAUCCAGCAGCAGCAGCAACAACAGCCGGAAGAGUCAGAUGGAGCCAACCAUGACAGCAACAACAACAACAGCAUCAACCGCAGCAGAAGUAAGGGUAGGGGUGGGAUUCUGACGGAGAUGUUGUUCUCGGAUUUGCCCUUGUCGGGAUUGACUCAAAAGGGUCUAUCUGCAUGCGGCUUUACGCAGCUAACACAAGUACAAGCAGCAGUCAUCCCGCAUGCACUUGCAGGCAGAGAUGUGAAGGCACAGGCUAAGACAGGCAGCGGGAAAACGCUUGCCUUCGUUAUCCCGAUACUGGAGAAGUUGUUUCAGGAAGAGAUAAGUGGCAUGGAUGGGACUGUUGCAAUUGUCUUAGCCCCUACACGAGAACUCGCAGUUCAAAUCUUUGAUGUCUUCAGAGGCGUCGGACAGUAUCACGAGAUGUCCAUUGGUUGCCUUAUAGGGGGCAAAGACUUGCAAGCAGAAGCAGAAAGAGUCGGGCAGCUAAACAUCGUCGUUGCCUCUCCAGGCCGUCUGCUGCAGCACAUUGAUGAAUCCCCCAUGUGGGACACCAGCAAACUGAUGAUAUUAGGCAAGUUUCCGCCUCAUAUUGCUGCUGCUGUUGCUGUUGGUGGUGCUAUCGACGAGGCAGACCGUUUGUUAGAUUUAGGCUUUCUCGAUGCAAUCAAGUCCAUUGUAUCAUCUUUUCCUUCUUCCAGACAAACCCUUGUCUUCUCUGCUACCCUGAACAGCGCAGUGCACCGGCUGGGGCUGCUGCUGUGCAGCAGCAACCCCGAAGCCAUCUGCACAGACAACUCGCAACAGCAGCAGCAACUCCUGCUGAAACAAACCUACAUGGUCCUGCAAGCAAAACACAAAACAUCUGCCCUCUUCUCUAUCCUUAGAGCGCAGUGCAAGAAGAAAAUCUUGGUGUUUGUCUCUUCAUGCAAACAAACCAAGUUUAUACACGACGCCUUUAAACUCUUGAAGCCUGGCCUGUCUUUGCUGUACCUGCACGGGCGGCAGAAGCAGCAGAAGCGCCUUGAGGUGUUCCAAGAUUUCGUGUCCCGCACUACUCCCUGUUGUCUCAUCAGCACAGACUUGGCGGCUCGUGGCAUUGACUUUGUGGUGCAACAGCAGAGGCCCCGGGGGCGCACGGGAUCGGGAUCGGGAUCACAAUCCGUAUCAGGGGAAGGCGAAGGGUCUUCUGCUGUGGACCUCGUGGUGCAGUUUGACUGUCCAGACAGCGUAGAGACUCAUAUACACCGCGUGGGGAGAACGGCGCGGCUGACGCGCAAGGGCCAGGCGGUGCUGCUGCUGCUGCCUUCUGAAGUCUCCUUUGUUGAAGACCUGCAGGCGAGAGGGAUGGUCCUCCAAAGAACAAACAUAAACCCCAAACGAGCGAUUCGGAUAGAAAGCAAACUUCAGGCUCUCCUCGCAGCAGAUGCCUCGCUGAAGGCUUUGGCCCAGAAAGCGGUUGCCUCUUAUUUGCGGUGUCUUUCUGUCAUGGCGAACAAGAAAGUAUUCAACCUCCAAGCGCUUGAUCUGGAGCAACUCGCUCUCUGCUACGGCCUCUCCAUUGCACCCUCCAUUGAGCACUUGACAGACCAGCAGAAGCAGCAACAGCAGCAAGGGGAUGAAAGUUCCCCCGCCUUCAGCGGGGGGGCCGUUGCUAGCGGAGAACACAAAAAAAAGAAUAUGUCGAAAUUGGCGAGACUUAAGGAGCAGAUCCGUGCAAAAAAGCUAAUGAAGCAGCAGCAACGAGAACAGCAGCAGCAACAACAACAGGAACAGCAAGAGCAGGAAACGCAGCCAGGGGAGGAGCGGGGGGCCAUGACGAGCACGAAAAAAGGAAAGGAUAAACAGAAACAGCCAUGCAGCACAAUCAGCAUGGGAGACAACGAGGGAGAGGACUUCUUGGAGUUGAAGCAGCAGGACACCGAUCUGCCUGAAGAUUCUGCCAAGCUUAAAAAUCAAAGGCUGCAGGAACUACUGCUGACAAAACCCGCUUACCGGCGCGAGAGGCUGCAGUUCAGGGCAGACGGCACUGCAAAAGUGAAAGGUCUUGCAGCGGCCUCCUCGAAUUCCCACAUCAUUUUUAGUGAGGAGGAGGAGGAGACAGACAAAGAGGUUACACCAUCACACGGCCUCCCCACACCCAGCAGCAGCAGCGGGAAGGUGACACAAGAGCUGCGAGAGGCGUUUCUUCAGCAAAUGCGGUCCAAGAUGGAAUCUGUACAGCUCAGCGACAAGGCUCGAGACCGAGAAAGAGUUAAAGACCGGCAUUUGAAGAAAAGGAGAAAAGAGAGGAAGGCCAGACAAGGAGAGGCAGCGGCCGGUGGCGUUACUUUGCUGGACGCCGAUAGCGGCAGCGGCAGUAGCGACGAGGGGGCGCUGUCGGACAACCGCUUGGGCCUAGAAGGAGACUUAGAGGAGGAAAUUGAAGAGAAAAAAAGUACAGAAAAACCAAAAAAGAAACAGAAAACGGAGGAGUUAUCCUUAACAGAGCUUGAAAAACUUGCUCUUGAGGGGGCGUCGCUUUGA
Molecule: messenger RNA, 2784 nt
Organism: Eimeria maxima
Lineage: Eukaryota; Apicomplexa; Conoidasida; Eucoccidiorida; Eimeriidae
Product: DEAD/DEAH box helicase, putative
Exons: 11
Coding region: 1-2784 (927 amino acids)
Biological process (GO): rRNA processing
Cellular component (GO): nucleus
Molecular function (GO): ATP binding; nucleic acid binding; RNA helicase activity
Source: RefSeq, a predicted model, not a curated record